AAAAUUACCGAGGAAUGCGGAAGGAAAAUACAUUUACCUGAAUAAAUUCGGAUUUCAGAAGAAAAAAGAAAAUGCUGGUGUUUGAAAGUCUGUUCUAGAUCUGUCAAAGCAUCAUGGGAAAGAAAAAUAGAAAUCGUCGUGAUUUACAUGAUCACAAGGUCACCUAUGUCGUUAGCACAGAUGAAAUCCAUGGCAUCACUGGUCUGUAUUCCCGCUAUUCUCAGUGUGGUUUAACGGGACUCGAGGCCAGUGAAAUGGAUCAUAGGACUGCAGGUAAAACACUAGCAUUCAGCGACAACGAAACGCACAUAGAAAAGGAUCAUAGGCAAUUAAAGAUUGAAUCCUUGAGAGAUGAAGUCUUGAAAAAUCUUGAUAAAAUUAAUCAGUUGAAAUUUGAAAUACUGUCGAAAGAAAACGGAUCGUACACCUCGAACAAUGGGAAAGGAAGGGUCAAAAGUGUCAUAUUAAACAGUACACUACUGGGAGAUCUGGAAUCAGAAAUGGUUGUGUUAAAAAACAACGUGGAACAUGCACAAAACAUACUUUUGGAUUACUAUGGAAAGGCAAAUCUGAAUAUGGAGGAGUUUCUCACCUUACAUCGUACGCGAUGUAUUGAACCUGAUACAGUUUAUCUAAGGGACAUCUGCGAUAAAUCAGCCAAUAUCAAAAUUAGUAGAAGUUGCUAUUCUUCCAACAUUCACAUCGAAAGAUGCACUGAUGUGAAGAACCAUAUUGGAUGGAUUCGAUCCAAGAAUUUAGUCUCCAUUUCCGGCUGUUUUACGUCACCAAAAAUUUACUUAUCGGGGUUGUUUGUGAAUCCCGUAAUAUCCGUCAGAGGUAUAGCUGGGCAACCGGAAAUUCACAUCAAAGGUGUUUGUAUAGCUCCUCGGAUCCUGGUUAGCGGCACCAAACUUAAACCAACGGUAUUCAUUGAUGGCGUUGUCAUUGACCCUUACCUGCAAGUCGAUGGACUUGUAUCGAGGCUGAAACUAAACGUAACUGGAAUUUGUUUUAGACAAAAUGCUAUCCUGGAUGGUUUCAACUGUCAGACAAAACUGAGAGUUUUUGGGAUGUGUAGUAUUUAGUGGAUGUGUAACAUUUCUCGAAAAUGUCCUUUAAAUCUAAUUCUUUAAUAACAUAAAUUCAGCAAUAGUUUAUAUUCUGUGCCUUGUUAAUAUGAAUACGCGUUGUAUUCUUAAUUCUAGCUUGCAUUGAAAUAUGCUACCAACUCAAGUACAUUGGAAAUCUCCUGCUGUUCACGUGAUAAUCUUUAAUGCAUAAUGAACAUUCGCAUACUACGCAUUCAUGCACAGCAAAUCUGGGGAAUCGCAAUUCGCGUUUAAAAACGUAUGUAUAGCACUGAUUUCACCUUUUUGCACCGAACACUCAAUAUUUAGAGCUGUUUCAAAUAUACCCCUAUUACAAUCAGACUGAGUAUUAUUAAAUUCCAAUACCAUAACACAUGUAAGUAUACUAAAACAUAGUAAUAUAAGGUAUUGAACUAACAUUGGUGAAUAUUGGACGAGCCGGGAUUGAAACAUUCGCUAACUUGUGAGCAGAUUUUCUCACUCAUAGAGUGCCAAUGUUCACCAAAUUGAAUAUAAGGUCAAUAAAUUACAUAGCUAAACUAUAUU
Ostrea edulis (European flat oyster) is the source of this 1634-nucleotide messenger RNA. RefSeq lists its product as uncharacterized. Bases 114 to 1085 code for a protein of 323 amino acids. The record is from RefSeq and is a predicted model, not a curated record. The transcript is spliced from 2 exons. NCBI's taxonomy places the organism in Eukaryota, Metazoa, Mollusca, Bivalvia, Ostreida, Ostreidae.